AUGCCUAAACGAAAAAAAUCGUUUGCUGACCAACAUGAACUAUACGAAUCUAAUGAUUCUGAUGAUGAUUGUGCUGAACUCAUUGACCUUCCAAACCCAGACGAUUCCGGAGACUCAGAUGAGGAAUCUGAUAAUGAGGAUUUUCAUAGCAGCAAUCUUGAUGGAAAUAUUGAAGAUCUUUCUCAAUACACAUGUAGAAAAAUUUCUAAAUGCUAUAGAGAUGAUCAAACAAAAUUAGAGAAUGAACACAUGACAGGAAAAAUUACAUCAUCGAAGCGACUCGAAAAUGGCUAUGAUCUUUCAAAAAUAGAUUUGAAUACUUUUUUAGGUGUAAUUAUUCUAUCGUCAUUCAAUGAAAGGAAAUCUCAAAGAGAGUAUUGGUCAUCUGAUCCUCUAUUGUCUUGCGAUAUAGUUCAACAAGCCAUCACACGCAAUACAUUUGAACAAAUCAAAUCUCAUUUGAAAUGCUCUAAGCCUGCAGAUAAAAAUCCCAACGAUAAGGCAUGGAGAUUCAUUCGAGGAAAACCUAUACGGCGUGGUUUGAAGUUUUGGGGAUGCUGCACAUCUGACGGAUUUUUAUUAGAUUUUGAUUUAUACUGCGGUAAAGAUUCAAAUGCAAAUCUUCUGAAUAAAUGUUCUCUUGGUUCUCGAGUUGUGAUAAAUUUACUGGUACCAUUUUCCAAGAAAUUAUCUAGUACAGAAAUUCCUCGAUUCCAUCUUUAUUUUGACAAUUUUUUUACGAAUUUUGAUCUUAUUUUACAUUUGCAAAAGCUAGGACUAAGAUGCACGGGAACAAUAAGAGACAAUCGCGUACCCAAAGAAGCCAGAAAUGUGAUUGAUAAAAAAGCUUUAAGAGGUGUUAGCCCAAAAUUACCAUCACAAAGAUAUAGCGCAGAGAAGAAAGCAAGAGUUGAUGUACAUUUUCCAUGUGCCUUUCAUACUUACAAUAAAUUUAUGGGUGGUGUUGAUUUACACGAUAAUCAUUGCAACAAUGUUCUACCAAUCAUACGUUCAAAAAAAUGGACAUGGGUAGUUUUGAUAAGGCUUAUUCAAUCUGCAAUAGUCAAUGCACUGGUGCUGUAUAACACUUGUAAAUCAGAAGAUAAAAAGGUAGGAUCUAAAAAUUUUACAUUGAGUAUUGCCAGACAAUAUCUUGAAAAUGCGAAUCAUAGAGAAACCUAUGUAAACUUAGGAUUUAGAACUUUUAUGAGUGGAAAUGUGGAAAAAACAGGUUAA
This is a messenger RNA of Phymastichus coffea, 1236 nucleotides long. Its product is annotated as piggyBac transposable element-derived protein 3-like. The transcript has 5 exons. The record is from RefSeq and is a predicted model, not a curated record. Gene Ontology annotation, molecular function: sequence-specific DNA binding. Bases 1 to 1236 code for a protein of 411 amino acids. Lineage: Eukaryota; Metazoa; Arthropoda; Insecta; Hymenoptera; Eulophidae.